Messenger RNA from Mobula hypostoma (lesser devil ray), 1530 nucleotides. RefSeq lists its product as uncharacterized. The transcript has a single exon. The record is from RefSeq and is a predicted model, not a curated record. The coding region runs from base 1 to 1530 and encodes 509 amino acids. NCBI's taxonomy places the organism in Eukaryota, Metazoa, Chordata, Chondrichthyes, Myliobatiformes, Myliobatidae.
AUGGGGAGGGUCGGUGGGUUUACCGGACACUCGCCCGCAGGGUGGGGCGCGGACGGGGGAGGGUCGGUGGGUUUACCGGACGCUCGCCCGCAGGGUGGGGCGCGGAUAGUGGGGGGGCGGGUGGGUUUACCGGACACUCGCCCGCAGGGUGGGGCGAGGACGGGGAGUGUCGGUGGGUUUACCGGACACUCGCCCGCAGGGUGGGGCGAGGACGGGGAGUGUCGGUGGGUUUACCGGACGCUCGCCCGCAGGGUGGGGCGCGGACGGGGAGGGUCGGUGGGUUUACCGGACGCUCGCCCGCAGAGUGGGGCGCGGGUGGGUUUACCGGACACUCGCCCGCAGGGUGGGGCGAGGACGGCGAGUGUCGGUGGGUUUACCGGACACUCGCCCGCAGGGUGGGGCGCGGGUGGGUUUACCGGACGCUCGCCCGCAGGGUGGGGCGCGGACGGUGGGUUUACCGGACGAUCGCGCGCAGGGUGGGGCGCGGACGGUGGGUUUACCGGACGCUCGCCCGCAGGGUGGGGCGCGGACGGUGGGUUUACCGGACGCUCGCCCGCAGGGUGGGGCGCGGACGGUGGGUUUACCGGACGCUCGCCCGCAGGGUGGGGCGCGGACGGGGAGUGUCGGUGGGUUUACCGGACGCUCGCCCGCAGGGUGGGGCGCGGACGGGGAGGGUCGGUGGGUUUACCGGACGCUCGCCCGCAGAGUGGGGCGCGGGUGGGUUUACCGGACACUCGCCCGCAGGGUGGGGCGAGGACGGCGAGUGUCGGUGGGUUUACCGGACGCUCGCCCGCAGGGUGGGGCGCGGGUGGGUUUACCGGACGCUCGCCCGCAGGGUGGGGCGCGGACGGUGGGUUUACCGGACGCUCGCCCGCAGGGUGGGGCGCGGACGGUGGGUUUACCGGACGCUCGCCCGCAGGGUGGGGCGCGGACGGUGGGUUUACCGGACGCUCGCCCGCAGGGUGGGGCGCGGACGGUGGGUUUACCGGACGCUCGCCCGCAGGGUGGGGCGCGGACGGGGAGUGUCGGUGGGUUUACCGGACGCUCGCCCGCAGGGUGGGGCGCGGACGGGGAGUGUCGGUGGGUUUACCGGACGCUCGCCCGCAGGGUGGGGCGCGGACGGGGAGUGUCGGUGGGUUUACCGGACGCUCGCCCGCAGGGUGGGGCGCGGACGGGGAGUGUCGGUGGGUUUACCGGACGCUCGCCCGCAGGGUGGGGCGCGGACGGGGAGUGUCGGUGGGUUUACCGGACGCUCGCCCGCAGGGUGGGGCGAGGACGGGGAGGGUCGGUGGGUUUACCGGACGCUCGCCCGCAGGGUGGGGCGAGGACGGUGAGGGUCGGUGGGUUUACCGGACACUCGCCCGCAGGGUGGGGCGCGGACGGGGAGUGUCGGUGGGUUUACCGGACACUCGCCCGCAGGGUGGGGCGCGGACGGGGAGUGUCGGUGGGUUUACCGGACACUCGCGUCCGCGAAUCAAAUCAUUUAACACCAUCACCCGCACUCGUGUCCCUACUCACUACCGUGUUUAA